AUGCGUCUAUUUAUCAGUCUAUCACAGUCUGUUCAAAUCUAUUUCAGUCUCUUCAAAUCGAUCUAUCUAUCUCUCUAUCUCAGUGUGUUCAAAUCUAUGUCAGUCUGUUCAAAUCGAUAUAUCUAUCUAUCACAAUCUGUUCAAAUCUAUCUCAUCUGUUCAAAUCUAUCUAUCUAUCUAUCUAUCUAUCUAUCACAGUCUGUUCAAAUCUAUCUCUGUUCAAAUUUGUCUUUAUAUCUCAAUCUGUUCAAAUCUAUCUAUCUAUCUAUCUAUCUAUCUAUCUAUCUAUCUAUCUAUCUAUCUAUCUAUCUCUGUUCAAAUUUACAUAUCUAUCUCACCUGUUCAAAUCUAUCUAUCUCAGUCUGUUCAAAUCUAUCUAUAUCUCUGUCUAUCUAUUCUACGCGACUGCCUUUGUCUCUCCCCUCGCAGUCAGCUUCCAAUCGAUUCUCUUUCCCAUUUUCUACGAUUUCCCUCCUCCCCCCCUCUCUCUCUCUCUCUCUCUCUCAUUCACUGUUCCUUAACUAUCCACUUUCCUCCUCCUCUUGUCAUUGGGGUCUGCUAGUAAAUCAAGCACGCACAUGUUUCCCAUCCUUUGCCUUGGUCAAGCAGAUACAGCUGAACCGGACACUUGUGGGACGCGAUUCCUGA
Acanthosepion pharaonis is the source of this 648-nucleotide messenger RNA. NCBI's taxonomy places the organism in Eukaryota, Metazoa, Mollusca, Cephalopoda, Sepiida, Sepiidae. The record is from the annotation of a GenBank genome assembly.